AUGACCUCUCGCGAUGAAUCCGGCUGGCCAGCCAUCGCUGCUACUGGUGCAAAGCAAGCGGCGCAUACGCUGUCUUUUAUCGUCAUAGGAGCAGGCGUAUCUGGGCUCGGUGCAGCUGUCGCGUUGAGGCGCACCGGUCACCGUGUAACUCUCGUGGAAAGCAUGGAUGGGCUCGAUCUAGCGCCUGAGCACGCGAGAGGGUUGCGCUUGCCACCCAACAUGACCAAGAUUUUGAAUCGGUGGGGAUACGGUGAAAGGCUAGAUAAGAUCGGCAUCGCCACGCAGCAAAUAGGAUUCAUCAACUUGCGGUCAGGAGAGAUCCUUGGUACUCAUCGAUUGGUCCGCGAUCUGGUUCGUGAUGCUGGAGGAGAAUUCUUCCUGACCGAACAUCAUCGACUACUCGCACUGCUGCUCGAGAUCGCGAGAGAGCUAAACGCAGAUAUUCGCUUUGGGUGUCGAGUGGCGCAAGUGGGCGCAGAGGGAAACUCGGUGAUCCUGGAGUCAGGCGAGACGUUGACAGCAGACGUCGUGGUUGGUGCAGACGGUGUGUGCGGACAGUCAUCGAUUGCCGUAGAGCCGAACCACGCCCGUACCCAGGAGGAGGCUGGGUUCAUGACCUACAAUUCAGUCAUAUCUGCGGAUAAGAUCAGAGCGAACCCCGAACUGCAUCAGUUCAUCCUCGACGUAGGCGAGACCCGCAUCGCAAAUUGGUUCUGGUUUGGGGAUCAAUGCUCCGCUAUGGCCUAUCCUACCAACGCGGAAGGCGAAUGCGCGCUGGUUAUCUGGCUACCGGACGACGGCGCGAGUGAUCCAUGGGGUGAUAUCGCAGACACGGGCGUCGUUGAGAGCGCGGUUGCCGCGCUCCAAGCUGAGCCGAGAUUGCGGAAACUGGCCAGCCUUGCGCCAAUGACUCGCGUCAAGACCGUGUCUCGUCCACCUUUACAAGAAUGCGUUCACCCUAGCAAUCAUAUGCUGGUUAUCGGUGAGGCUGCUCACCCUGCACCACGGGGCCUAUAUUUCGGCCCUUCUAUGAGCUUGGAGGACGCCGCCACUCUGGGAAAGCUCUUUUCACACGCGCUCGACGACGCCCAGAUACCAUCAUUCCUCAAUGCCUUCACCGAACUACGACGCCCUCGUUGCGCCAGGAUGUUAGCGAUUGAUAACGAAUCUCUCUCCUAUAUCACGAUGUCGGGCCCUACCGCGGAGGAGAGGGACAUAGAGUUCCGUAGGCGCACAGCAGCAGGGCAGGAUGCGUUGUCGCCCGCGGAGGAUGAUACGACUGGCGUCGUGGAGAGGAUGUGGGACGACAACCGCGAGAUGUUCGGUUACGAUACUGAAGAUGCCAGUGACGGCUGGUGGCUCGCAACCGGCCUUCUCGCGGAGCACGCACGAGGCAUAGACUUGAGUGCGAGCAUCAAGCUUGGGGAGGUUAGCGUCGCGGAGGAAUAG
Messenger RNA from Peniophora sp. CBMAI 1063, 1449 nucleotides. Lineage: Eukaryota; Fungi; Basidiomycota; Agaricomycetes; Russulales; Peniophoraceae. The record is from the annotation of a GenBank genome assembly.